Messenger RNA from Rasamsonia emersonii CBS 393.64, 1254 nucleotides. RefSeq lists its product as uncharacterized. The record is from RefSeq and is a predicted model, not a curated record. NCBI's taxonomy places the organism in Eukaryota, Fungi, Ascomycota, Eurotiomycetes, Eurotiales, Trichocomaceae. The transcript has 4 exons. The coding region runs from base 1 to 1254 and encodes 417 amino acids. Gene Ontology annotation, biological process: polyketide metabolic process.
AUGGACGAAACGCCCGUCCCCCUCCCGUCAGCCGCUGCCGUGACACUGGCGCCAAACAUCACUCUCCAGCCCCCGCUCUCCCGCCGCGGCCAUGGACCGGGACUGCUCCUCGUCCUGCCGGCCGACUACGAAGAGUACAAGUCGAGAAACGAGACGCUAGAUCCGGAUCCGCGGCAGAAAUGGGCUGAGGAAGGGUAUGCCGUUGUUCAGAUUACUGGACAUGAUGAAGAUCUUGCUAUCGCGUUCAAGAGAGGGUUGGAUGCGCUCGUUGAGCUGCCGGAAUGUGAUGUGAAGGAUAAAUUUGGGUUGAUUGUAUACGGAUCGACGAGAGAUUACAACCCGAAAUUCGGGGAAAGUCUCCAUGAUUCUCUGGCUGCGCAUCAAUCACAAAUUGUCGCAAUCAUCACGUACGACGAGUGGAAUCUGCCAGAGAGCAUUCCUACUCUCCUCCACCUGCCCGGUAAACGCGACAAACCAGCAGGACAGAAGAAGAAGCAGGAUGACGACGGCGACAGUCAAUCGAUAUAUACGUAUCCAGAAGCCACCUCGGCAGGUUUUAUCGUCCCCGGCCAUCCAGAUUUCCGUCUUUCGUCGGCCGGCGUGGCGCACACGAGGACGCUGACUUUCCUGAAAAAGCACAUGAAUGGCCCUUAUUUCGAUCUGGAGAAGAUCUGGGAAGAGCACACGUCGUUUGAGUUUGCGAAUCGGUCGGUGGAGAAGACCAUGGGGACGAUGGUGCAGGAACCAUACGUGAAUCAUAUUCCUACGAUAACAGGCGGAAUUGGACGAACCUCCCUGAGCAACUUUUACCGCAACCACUUCAUCUUCAACAACCCCGAAGACACGGAAUUGGAGCUGAUCAGCCGGACGGUGGGCGUCGACCGGAUUGUCGACGAGUUUAUCUUCAGUCUAACCCAUACAAAGGAGAUUGAUUGGCUCCUUCCAGGCAUCCCACCAACGAACAAACACCUGCGCAUCCCAUUCACCGCCGUGGUCAACAUCCGCGGUGACAGGCUGUACCACGAACACAUCUCCUGGGACCAGGCGACGGUGCUCGUCCAACUGGGUCUGUUGCCAGAGUACCUCCCGUUCCCGUACCCGCUGCCCAACGGCCAGGUUCCGGGAGAGGGGAAGCGAUUCGAGUACCGCGUGCCGGCGGCGGGAGUGGAAACGGCGUUGAAGAUGAAGGAUGAAAAGGCAGUUCCGUCGAAUGAGAUGAUGGGAUUCAAGAUUCGAGAAGUAGAUGGUGAUUAG